This is a messenger RNA of Ruditapes philippinarum (Manila clam), 744 nucleotides long. RefSeq lists its product as uncharacterized. Gene Ontology annotation, molecular function: ribonucleoside-diphosphate reductase activity, thioredoxin disulfide as acceptor. The transcript has a single exon. Gene Ontology annotation, biological process: deoxyribonucleotide biosynthetic process. The coding region runs from base 1 to 744 and encodes 247 amino acids. Gene Ontology annotation, cellular component: cytosol. The record is from RefSeq and is a predicted model, not a curated record. NCBI's taxonomy places the organism in Eukaryota, Metazoa, Mollusca, Bivalvia, Venerida, Veneridae.
AUGGAAGGGCCGUUACACAUUGAUUUGUUUCAACAAUCUAAACUACUUAUUAACGGAGUCUCUGUAGGUAUAAAACUCCAUCCUAACCGAGACCCAUUUAGACUCAUCACUGACGUCAUCAACCCCGAUUAUCGAGUGAAAAUUGUGGACGCUUAUUUCAGACUGUGUAUUCAGCGACUCAGUAGUAGCGUGUUAAUAGCGCAGGAGAAGCUCAUUCAAGAAAAGCUAGCCAUAUACCCUUACCUACGCACAGAGAUCAAAACAACAGCCAUUGCUUCGGGACAAUUCAGUUACAGCGCGGACGAUAUAUUCCAGGGAUUAGUGCCCAGUAAACUGAUUGUUGGGCUAGUCCCCAGCGCCGCGUUUAAUGGCGAUUAUACCCAAAAUCCGUUCAAUUUUAAACAUUACAACUGUAGUUUUGUAGGACUUUAUGUAGAUGGACAGUCUUUACCUUCCCAACCGAUGCAACCUAAUUAUGCCGCGGAUCAGUAUGUAGAGUGUUACAGAACAUUAGCUCUCUACAGAAGCGAUUUUAACAUUUCAAAAGAAGAUUAUAAGAAAGGGUUUUGCGUAUAUGCCCUAAAUAUUGACCCCCACUAUUCAUUCAACACGAGAAGGAAAGGUCAUUGUCGGCUGGAACUUAAAUUUUCAGAGGCUUUACCAGAGAGUGGCACACUGAUUAUGUACGCCACUUUUCCAGACGUACUUAAUAUUGACAAAGCCAAGGCCGUUUACGUGAAAUGA